Lytechinus variegatus (green sea urchin) is the source of this 834-nucleotide messenger RNA. RefSeq lists its product as uncharacterized. The record is from RefSeq and is a predicted model, not a curated record. Gene Ontology annotation, biological process: protein phosphorylation. Gene Ontology annotation, molecular function: protein kinase activity; ATP binding. The transcript is spliced from 2 exons. NCBI's taxonomy places the organism in Eukaryota, Metazoa, Echinodermata, Echinoidea, Temnopleuroida, Toxopneustidae. Bases 103 to 492 code for a protein of 129 amino acids.
UCACGAUUAUCACGUUUAUUCAUAUUCCGGUGGAAAACUGAUAUUCCUUCGUUUCAUUUCAGGCUUAAGCUCGCCCACAACAUCUCCACCUCCUUGGGUCAGAUGCAUGAGAUGGGGUUCCUCAUGAAUGACCUCAAGGACGACAACUGCCUCUUAAGGAAGACCCAGGCUGGUCAGUGGGAGGCAGUGAUCAUCGACUUUGGACUCGUCUCUCCAAGGACGAAGCCUUUCUUCUGUCUACUUUCUGAUGAUAAGAAAGAAAAGUACAGGAGAAAUGAAAACUUCGUCCACCUCGCUCCUGAGUGCGCCCUUGAUGAUGAGGCCACAACCACCAUGAGCGAUGUCUACCAACUUGGACGACUUCUAAAGUUGAUGGGAGAUGAAACUGACAUCGCUGAGCUUAACUCCAUUGGUGUCAUGUGUAUGCAGACCCCUCCCACUAGUCGACCGACCAUCGAAGAUGUCGUCGACUUGUUGGAGUGUAUGAUGUAAAAAGGCACUGUUUUAGAAAAAAAAGAUGUUGCGAUUUAGGUUUUGCCAUUGCUCAAAGGGAAGAUGUUUCAUAGCAUUGUCUACUGGGUUCAUAUUUCAACUUUUAUUUUAACAUAAAAUUUACAAGUUUCGGGGGAAUGUUAAAAAAACUAAUUUUAAUCUUGACAUAAUAUAAUAAAAAAUAUAUAAAAGUUAUUUUAGGGGGAUGGGCAAAAACUCACUGGAAACAUUAAAUGAUUAUUUUCUUAAACAAAAUAGGGGGAAAACUCACUACAAACUUGAAUUAUAUUUUUAAAAUUCAGGGAUAAAAAGAAGGUUUGGUGAAAGUUGUUUUAAAGAAAG